Molecule: messenger RNA, 282 nt
Organism: Miscanthus lutarioriparius
Lineage: Eukaryota; Viridiplantae; Streptophyta; Magnoliopsida; Poales; Poaceae
Source: the annotation of a GenBank genome assembly
AUGGAGAAGGAAGACGUCGUGAAGAAGAAGGAGCUGGAGACGCAGGAGAAGUGCUACAAGAAGACGGUGGGGGAGGAGGCGACGUUCCUGGAGACCGCCAAGGACUACUUCAACCAGUUCAAGGAGAUACCCGCUCAGAAGCACUGGAUCUGCCUCAAGAACUACUUCAACCAGAAGUGCGGCUCGGUGUUCGGCAAGCAGAAGGUCGAGCCUGUGGCGAAGGAUGAUGAAACUCCGGAGGUGGUGGCGAAGCCGGCGGCAACAACAGUUGAAUCUCACUGA